AUGUUCCUCGCCAGGAGGUCAGCGGCUCCGGCGCGGGCCUUUCUUCGACGUCAUCAGCCGCGCCGGUAUGCCCAUAGCGAGGCCCAUCAUGCCGAGCCAGUGAACGAAUCUUUCGGCCGCGGCUUCUACAUCGCCAUUGCCAGUAUCCCCGCUGGCCUUGCCCUCUACAAAUAUAGCACGUCAGACUCGAAAAAUGCGCCCUGGAUCACCCGCCUCAUCGAAGAAUACACACCUAGCGAGAACCUCUGGGCGAAACGAAAUGCUCUCCAUACCUUAGCGGUGGAGAAGGCCGCCUCGGACCGCCAUCUGUUUCAUAGCCAAAACCCUCUGUUGACGAUUGAUCUCAAGUACCCGGAGAUGUUUAACGCAGGUUCGCCGAUCAACAUGCCCGCGGGCAAUUCUUCCGGGGAUUUACGAGCCGUUAUUUCGCACUAUCAGAAGAGACAGAAGGCCCAGGAAGAAGAUAGAUUGGCCAGGAUGGAGAAUGGAAAGUGUUGCACAUUUGCAUACAACGCCUUCCCAUACCUUUCGACCGCUGGUUUCAUAGCACUGCGGUUCAAUGAUUCUGGGCCAGACGAUCUGACUCAAAUUGUUAUGCAAGAUAGAUCCCUGCAUAUCUUGCUAGGCGCGUUGGGUAUUGCCCCGAAGAUCAUGCCACUUGCAAGUUCCCUAUAG
This is a messenger RNA of Uncinocarpus reesii 1704, 675 nucleotides long. RefSeq lists its product as uncharacterized. The transcript is spliced from 4 exons. Lineage: Eukaryota; Fungi; Ascomycota; Eurotiomycetes; Onygenales; Onygenaceae. Gene Ontology annotation, cellular component: mitochondrion. The record is from RefSeq and is a predicted model, not a curated record. The coding region runs from base 1 to 675 and encodes 224 amino acids.